Chelmon rostratus (copperband butterflyfish) is the source of this 807-nucleotide messenger RNA. It is a transcript of the gene syndig1l, whose product is annotated as synapse differentiation inducing 1-like. The transcript is spliced from 3 exons. Gene Ontology annotation, cellular component: membrane; intracellular membrane-bounded organelle. NCBI's taxonomy places the organism in Eukaryota, Metazoa, Chordata, Actinopteri, Chaetodontiformes, Chaetodontidae. The record is from RefSeq and is a predicted model, not a curated record. Bases 1 to 807 code for a protein of 268 amino acids.
AUGGAGAAUCUCAGUGAGCUUCAGAACCCAUUGUUGGACAAAAACAGUAAGCACAUGGUCAAUGGUUACGGGGGCGACUUCCCUAAUAACCAGUACCAGGAGAACAUUAUUAAUUACUUUGCUGGAGGAGGAGGUGGAGGUGAGGGAGGAGGAGGAGGAAAGGUGAAUAACGGCAACGUAGUGAGCGGAGGUAGUUACAACGCCAACGGGAAGAUGAAAUCUCAGCAGCUUUUGGACGCCACCUCGCUGCAUCUGGCGGUGGAGGCCUUCUACAGGCCCAACUUCAUCCUGUACAAGGAGGACAGCGGCAGCAUCAAGGCAAAGGAAUACAAAAGCGAGUGCUGUGAGACCACCUUCACGGAGAAGAAGGCGAAGGAGGCGUCCAACGCGGCGGGGGCGGACACGCCUGGCACGGAGGAUCCCCAGGCGAAGCUGCUGGAAGACGGCGAGCACAUCAAGAUCCAGACUGUGUCCUAUGAGGUUGAGGAGGAGGAGUACGUGGAGUAUGAGACGGACUGCUCCAGCGACAGUGAGAGCGAGGACAACUUCAUAGUCGUCCCUCCACGAGACCACCUGGGCCUGGCCAUCUUCUCCAUGCUCUGCUGUUUCUGGCCUCUGGGGAUUGCAGCAUUUUACUUCUCACAGGGGACCACCAAGGCAGUGAACAAAGGUGACUUCCCACUGGCCAACAUCGCCUCCCGACGGGCUUUGUUCCUCGCCGCCCUCUCCAUCACUAUAGGCACCGGUGUGUACGUGGGGGUGGUGGUAGCUCUCAUUGCCUACCUUUCUAAACCAGGACACAUAUAG